Molecule: messenger RNA, 759 nt
Organism: Anisakis simplex (herring worm)
Lineage: Eukaryota; Metazoa; Nematoda; Chromadorea; Rhabditida; Anisakidae
Source: the annotation of a GenBank genome assembly
CAAGCAUCGACGGAUGAGCAUUUACUGAGGUUAUCAGAUCAGCUGUCGAGUGCCAUCCGUUAUGGUAUCAUGAAGGAAGCAUGGAGUGGUUUUUAUAGUGGUGUUAUAACAUAUGGAGGGUAUUUGUUGGAGAUGGAUAUUAUAAGGAAACAUGGAAAUAUAUUCAUUGCCGUACUCUCAAUGACUCUGGUCGCUAACACGGCUGGUGCGAUAAUUUCACAAUGGAGCGCAUUUGACGAUGGAUUAUUUGCCUCAAUGUUCAUUAUGAAUGUGAAUGACUCAGAGCUGGAUAAGAAACGUUCUGAAUCAUUUAAAACUGACCGAACGGCGAGAAAUGCAAACGAGAAUAGUGUUCUGUCAUCGAGCAAAGCCGCCAGCAUUGUAGAGAAUUCGUCAACCGCUCAAAGCGAUUGUAGUGAUCAGCAUCGGAAUGUCAGAUUUUUUAUGAGUGGUACGAAUAAAGUUCUGAAAAACAACCGUCAUGACAGAUUGUUGCUUGCACUCGGAAUAUUUCUGGCAAUCCUGCAUGGUCUCGAAUUACCGGCGUACAACAUAUUAAUGGGUCGGGUGUUCGCGGCAAUGCGUGAACCGAGACACGAUAUGAUCCAUCGUUUGUUCGUUACAAUGGUCAUGUUCACUUGUGUUGGCUUCAUCAUUCUGGUUGUAAAAACCGUUUCGGUUCGUGAAUUCUGCUUUAUUGUAUUGUCAGAAACGCUUUCGUUUUUAUUACCAUCAUUUCUAAGAGGACGUUUUAAUUAA